This is a messenger RNA of Harmonia axyridis, 3893 nucleotides long. RefSeq lists its product as uncharacterized. Lineage: Eukaryota; Metazoa; Arthropoda; Insecta; Coleoptera; Coccinellidae. The record is from RefSeq and is a predicted model, not a curated record. The transcript has a single exon. Gene Ontology annotation, molecular function: nucleotide binding; DNA binding; DNA-directed DNA polymerase activity. The coding region runs from base 191 to 3541 and encodes 1116 amino acids. Gene Ontology annotation, biological process: DNA replication.
AUCAAUAGGUUCAGGUUUAGGGCAAACUGAAAGGCGCAGUUCUCGCGUUAUUUGGCGCACAAUUAAUGCCAUCUACAAUUGCAGAGUGAGAACAGGUAUUGUUAUAAAUUUAAGUCAUAUUGAUGUUAAACCAUUUUUGGUUGAUGCUUUUCACUUAUUUAAAAACAAAAUUUUAAGAGUUUUGAGAGAUAUGCCAAUGUUGAAAGUGAACACAACUUUUUGUGCAGAUUUCAUUAAAAGUAAUGUUGAUGGUGAAAUUGUUGAUCGUAAAUUUUUCACUACUCCUAAUGCUAUGAUUGAUUCAUCUACCGAAUUGAAAGUGUGGUUUGAUUUUCAUAUAACUGAACGUAUCGUAGCUGAUAUGGAAGACAUGUCAAACAAGGGCAGCGGUUGGGCAUUGAGUAAAAUUAUUCAUUUAGAAAUUGCAAUUAAUAAAUUCGAAAUGGGAAAUUGUGCUGGUGGUGUUGGUGGAUCAUCUUACAUUAAACUACCUAAUCAAAUUUCGAAGAAAAAAGCAUGUAUCAACGUUAAGAAUAACGAUGAGGCGUGUUUUUUUUGGAGUGUUGUUAGCGCACUUUACCCAACAAAAACUAAUUCUGAUCGUACUACCAAUUACCCUUUUUACUCGAGUGUACUUAGAACUGAUGGAUUAGAACUGCCUAUGAAACUAUCUCAAAUUACGAAAUUUGAGAAAAUGAAUGAUAUAUCUGUGAACGUAUAUGGUUUACAAUUGACUGAAAAAGAAAAUCAAUCAUUUUAUUCAGUUUCACCUUUAAGACUCACACAACAUCAUCUUGCACACAAUCAUGUGAAUUUACUAAUAGUUCAAGAUAAAUAUUUCCCAAAUUUGAGUGACUACGAUGUAGCAGCAGCAGCCGCCCAACCAUUAGAAAAUAUAAGUAUUUCUGAAAUUAAAUAUCACUAUUGUUGGAUUAAAGAUCUUUCCAGACUUGUUUCAAGACAGCUCUCGAAACAUAAAACGAAGAAAUUUAUAUGUGACAGGUGUUUGAAUUAUUUUUCAUCUCAGAUAAAAUUGAAUGAACAUUUUGAGUGGUGUAAAGAUUUGAAUAAUGAAAAAGUAACUUUUCCAAAGUACGAUAACGUUGAAUUUAGAAAUUUUGUUUUCAAACAAAAAUGUCCCUUUAUUGUGUAUGCAGACUUUGAAUCCUUACUAAGACAAUGCAAUAAGAAAAUCAGUGAAAAAUCAUUCAAGUAUCAGGAGCAUGUGCCAUAUAGUGUGGGUUAUUAUUUAAAAUGUGUAUAUAAUGAUAAUUUUUCGCGUUAUGCUAGUUUUCGUGGUGAGACGUGCUUGGAUUGGUUUGCUGAUGAAAUAGAUAAAAUUGCAUCCUUUGUUUAUAGCAAUAUUAAACACAUUGAACCUAUGUCAGCUGCACCUAGAGAUGUUGGCACACAUUGUCAUAUUUGUGAAAAAAGUUUUAACGAUAAGGAUGUAAUAGUUAGAGAUCAUGAUCAUUUUUCAUCAGAAUUUAGGGGAUGGGCACAUCAGCAGUGUAAUCUUAAUUUCCGAAAACUCUUUAUUGUGCCCAUAGUUUUUCAUAAUUUAUCGAAUUACGAUGGGCAUUUUAUCGUGAAGUCUCUUUUACAUCGAGGCAACAUCACUACUUUACCAAUUAAUAAGGAAAAAUACAUUUCAUUCACAUAUUUUCAUCAGGAAACCAAACUCAGAUUCAGAUUUAUCGACUCAUUUAAAUUCAUGGGGGCUAGUUUGGAUGAAUUAGCUUCUACUUUAAUUCUCGAAAAUUUUUACAAUCUUAAGAAAGAAUUUUCAAGUUUGCACGAUAGUGAGUUUGAGCUGCUAACUAGAAAGGGUACUUUUUGUUAUGAUUAUAUGACUGACCUGGACAAGUUAAACGAUACAGCACUACCAUCAAUCAAUGAAUUUCAUAAUAAAUUAACCAACUCACACAUUGAUGCUGAAACCUACCAUCAUGCUCAAACCGUUUGGAAAACAUUCAAGAUAAAAUCGUUAGGUGAAUAUAGUGAUCUUUACAUGAAAACAGAUAUACUUUUGCUCGCUGACGUAAUGGAGAAUUUUCGGAAAACAGCUUUAGAGACAUACAAACUCGAUCCGGCAUGGUACUACACUAUGCCCGGUUACACCUGGGACUGUAUGCUAAAGUAUACUAAAUGUAAACUACAGAUACUUAAAGAUAUUGAUAUGGUUAUGUUUGUGGAACGGGGUAUACGUGGGGGAAUCAGUUGCUGCAUGCAUAGACUAUCUGAAGCUAAUAAUCCCCAAAUGGAUAAUUUCGACACAUCAAAACCCGAGUCAUAUUUACUUUAUCUUGAUGUAAAUAAUUUAUAUGGAUGGGCGAUGAGUCAAUAUUUACCAUUUGGAGAUUUUGAAUGGUGCGAUACGUCUGUUGAUGUGAGCAUUGUUCCUGAUGAUGGUCCAGAAGGAUACAUCCUUCAGGUGGAUCUGGAAUAUCCGCAACAUCUGCAUGAUCUACAUAAAGAUCUACCACUGUGUCCGGAGCACAGCGUCCCUCCUGGUUCAAAGUUGCCAAAAUUACUAUGCACACUCUCCGAUAAAAAAGAUUACAUUAUUCAUUAUCGCAAUUUGAAGACAGUGUUAGAAUUGGGGUUGAGAUUGAUAAAGAUUAAAAAAGUUUUGAAAUUUAAACAAUCUCCUUGGCUGAAACCCUAUAUCGAUCUCAAUACAGAACUACGAGCAAAGGCAACAACCAAAUUUGGUAAAAAUCAAUUUAAAUUUGCAAAUAACGCCAUUUUUGGUAAAACUAUGGAAAAUAUUCGACUACACAGGGUAGUUCGUCUGGUAAAUCGCUAUGAAGGUCGUUUCGGAGCCAAAAAUCUGAUAGCAUCGCCAAGAUUCCAUAGUCGUACUGUUUUCGGUGAGGAUUUAAUGGCGAUCGAACUCAAAAAGAAUGAGCUUUUGUUCAAUAAACCUCUAUAUAUAGGUAUGGCUAUUCUUGAUAUUUCAAAGGUGUGUAUGUAUAAUUUUCACUAUAAGUAUAUGCUACCUAAAAAUCCUGAUGGUUGUAAGAUUAUGUAUAUUGAUACCGACUCAUUUUUUUAUGAAAUUAGAGGUUGUAACCCAUACGAACUCAUUAAAAUGGAUUGUUAUACACACUUUGAUACUAGUGAUUACCCUAAAACCAAUGCUUUCAACAUUCCAUUGGUGAAUAAAAAGGUACCAGGUUUAAUGAAAGAUGAAGUGAAUGGUGAAAUUAUCACACAUUUUGCGGGUUUAAGAUCUAAAAUGUAUGCUUUCAAGGUUCAAGGGGGAAAAAUCACAAAAAAAUCAAAGGGUGUGAAAAAUUAUGUUGUCAAAAACCACUUGACUUUUGAUGAUUAUGUGAAAUGUCUCAAAGAAAAUGAAAAACUGGUUUUACCCCAAAAUACAAUCGGCUCCUUUGCACAUGACAUCUAUUCAAUUCAGCAAUCGAAAAUAGUAUUGAGUGCACAAGACGACAAACGCUACUUAAUUCCUUCAUCUUUUGAUACGUUACCUUGGGGUCAUUAUUCACUACAACCACACACAUCAUCACUACUAUUUUGAUCGAAAUGUUGAUAGAGAUUUUUUUUUAUGCUAAAUCCAUACAAUACAUUCCAAACGAUUUGUAACUUCUGGAGAUGAAUAUAGUGGUAUAGAUUAUUAGAAUUGUAUAAGAUCGAAAUGUUAUUCGAUAUAACUAAAGUUAAGAUAAUUCGUACUAUUUGUAAUAAAAAAUGUAAAUAAACAUGUUACGUUGAUGAGUUUUUUAUUUUUUAUUCCUCAUGUACUGAUACAAUAUACAAGCACAUCUGCAAGAACCAUAAGCUACACAAUGUGUUCCAGAUCCGUCUGAUGAAUCCUCUAAAGUUUGAGAUUUUUAAUUUUAUAGCAUAAUCAACCAACUCAUAGUCGAAUA